Entrophospora sp. SA101 is the source of this 552-nucleotide messenger RNA. NCBI's taxonomy places the organism in Eukaryota, Fungi, Glomeromycota, Glomeromycetes, Entrophosporales, Entrophosporaceae. The record is from the annotation of a GenBank genome assembly.
AUGUCCUUUUUUUUGACAGAAACAGCCUCCAAAAAGAUUAAUAUUGAAAAAACAAAAUUUCUCGAGUUGAGUAGUCGCAACAUAUAUCCACUUUGUAAGCCAUUUAGAGAACUUUCCAAAGAAAAUGCGGGAGGUUUAUUUGACAUAAUAGCUGAUAAUACAGCGGUUGAAUUUAAUCUUCCCAAAAAUAUAAAAGAAUAUCUCAAAGACCUUCUUAGCGAGAAAUUUUCUCCUUUAUUACCAUUAUGGUGGCUUACAAGUGGAUGGAGACGAGAAAACUCGGUCUACUCAAACACACAUAAUGACAGAGCGUAUAAUAUUAAUUAUAUCCAAAAACCAUCACAAUAUGGACACGCAAGCAGAAACGAUGCCGUUUUAUAUCAAGACAAGGAUGCGACGAUUCUAUAUGAACAAUCAUAUGGACCUAUGGAAUUUGUACCAUCACACCAAUUAGAUGAUUUCGUUAAACUUGUGUCAUGCUCUGAAAAUUAUAAUGCAUUUAAGAUAGAAUAUAUAGACAAAGAACCUUUGACUAUUAAGAUUGGAAAUUAG